GCGGGGGUCAUCUCUACGACCGUCGAAGGGAUGCUGUACGGCUUCUCGAUCUUCAUGUUCGGCAUGACCAUGUGGAUACUCUGGAGCCGCCGCUCGACGCCCAACGUGAACUGGACGAUGGUCGUCGCCUCCGUCAUCUUCGCGGUCCUGAGCACCAUGCACAUGAUCGCCGACGUCGUCCGCCUCGAACAGGGGCUGAUCGAGCACCGCGACACGCCGGGCGGCCCCGACGCGUGGUUCGCCGACAUCAGCCACUUCACGUUCGUGUUCAAGAUCCUGAUAUACCUCGUCACUGCGGUCCUUGGGGACGCCAUCGUCAUCUAUCGGUGCUAUAUGGUGUGGCAGUCGUGGUGGUUCGCGCUGUUCCCCGGUUUGAUGAUCACGGGUGUCGCUGCCACGGGCAUCGGCGGAUUGUACCGCAUCAUCGAAUCGAGCCCGCAAGACCCGUCCUCCUACGACUCCGUCCAGACGUGGAUCACGGCGUUCUACGCCACGACGCUCAGCACAAACUUCUUCUGCACAUGCCUGCUGGCGUACCGCAUCUGGUCGAUCAGCAGCAACGUCAAAAAAUAUAAUGCAGCCCCCGCGGUGCGGGGCGGCGUCCCGGUGCUGAUGAUCGUCAUCGACUCGGGGCUGAUGUACGCCGCCGUGCACCUCAUCACCCUCGUCUGCUGGGUCCUCCAGAACAGCAUGAGCUACAUCUUUGUCGACCUGGCGAUGCCCAUCAUCUGCAUCUCGUUCUACAUGGUCAUCGUCCGCAUCGGCAUG
Molecule: messenger RNA, 768 nt
Organism: Heterobasidion irregulare TC 32-1
Lineage: Eukaryota; Fungi; Basidiomycota; Agaricomycetes; Russulales; Bondarzewiaceae
Exons: 7
Source: RefSeq, a predicted model, not a curated record